Molecule: messenger RNA, 4309 nt
Organism: Pseudogymnoascus destructans
Lineage: Eukaryota; Fungi; Ascomycota; Leotiomycetes; Thelebolales; Thelebolaceae
Gene: PAN1
Product: actin organization and endocytosis protein
Exons: 2
Coding region: 219-3368 (1049 amino acids)
Biological process (GO): endosomal transport; actin cortical patch assembly; endocytosis
Cellular component (GO): actin cortical patch; plasma membrane; mating projection tip
Molecular function (GO): calcium ion binding; protein binding
Source: RefSeq, a predicted model, not a curated record
AAGAGUGCAUAAACCGACUCCUCCAGGGCGGGGCAGUGGCUGGGUUGGCUAAUUUGCGGCGGCGGAACUUGCCUCCGUCUUAGGAACCCAACUGGGUAACUAUUGUCGUCAGCGACGUAGGCCGCCGCAUCAAAACUUGUAGUUGGGACUCACAUCUCAACCUUUUGUAUCAGCUUUCGUUUUGUAUCCCAUUUUAGCAUUUUUUCCUUCAUAUCGCAAUGUUUUCGGGCUCCAACUCGUACCUGGGCGGAAAUGCCGGCCGCCCUACUGGCCCGCCGCAGCAGCAGCAGUUCAACUCCUAUAACCAGAAUCAACAACCAAAUAGCUUUCCUCAGCAACAGAAUGCCCAAACGGGGGGGGUUUCGAUGAACCCGCAGCCUACGGGCUUUCAACCUCAGCCGGCCGGUUUCCAGCAGCCUGCGCCGUUGCAAUCCCAUUACACUGGCUUCCCAGGCAGCCAGCCUCAAUAUGGCCAGCAAGACUUUGGAGCUCCGCCGAUGCCAAUGCAGCAACCUCAGCAGCAACAGCAGCAGCAACAGCAGCAGCCACAAGCACCAGUCCAGCCCCAGCCGACUGGGUUUAGCCAGAUGGCAGCUUCCUUCCAAACGGGAGAUUCGAAACCGAAGGGCAGAAGACAACCACAACCCAAGUCGACAAAGAUACCGAGCAUACGACUGUCAUUCAUUACCGCUAAAGACCAGGCGCAAUUUGAAACUCUCUUCAAGUCUGCUGCGGGGGAUGAUCAGGCCCUCUCAGGAGAUAAGUCUAGGGAUAUAUUAUUACGAUCAAACUUAGACGGAGACUCUCUGUCCCAAAUAUGGACUCUUGCAGAUACGACAAGAUCAGGACACUUAUUGUUCCCCGAAUUCGCAUUGGCCAUGUAUCUAUGUAAUUUAAAACUCAUCGGCAAGCAGUUACCGCCGACGCUCCCAGAGCAUAUUAGAAAUGAAGUUUCAAGCAUGGUCGAUCUCAUAAACUUCGGCGUCGCGGACGAUGCGCCUCAGCCAAGAACAAACGUUCCCGACUUUAAUACUCGCACUUCAACUGCGUCCCCCCCUACGAUCCAGCAGCCGCAACCAAUGGCAUCGAACUCCCAGCUACUUACAGCACAAAUGACCGGAUUUCAGCAGCCGCAACAAACUGGCUUCCAAGGAGGGUUCCAGCCGCAGCCAAUUGGGUUUGGUGGUCAGCUGCAAAAUAACUUUCAAAAUGCGACCAACCCGCAGGCUACUGGCUACACUGGACCACGGCCACCAAUGCCUCCUAUGCCAACUGGGUAUGGACCGGGCGGCGGUUUAAUGCCUCCUGGUGGUGGGAUGGGAGGCAUGGUAGCGCCCCUCAACGCUCAGCCCACAGGAGUUCCCGGCCAGUGGGGAUUGGUAAACGCCCCGGCUACGGGACUUCCCAACAUCGAUGCGCUACAAGCUCGCAUGAUGCCUCAGCAAGGCCGCGAGCAAGGCAACUUCACUACCGCUGGCUUGUCUGGAAAUGCUGUUAUUCCAUGGGCUGUGACCAAGGAUGAGAAGACGAGAUAUGACUCUCUUUUCAAGGCCUGGGACGGUUUGGGCAAGGGCUUCAUUGGUGGCGAUGUAGCUAUUGAAGUCUUUGGACAGAGUGGCCUCCCUAAGCCUGAUCUCGAAAGAGUUUGGACGCUGGCAGAUAACGGCAACAAGGGUCGCUUGAACAUGGAUGAAUUUGCAGUUGCUAUGCAUUUAAUCUACAGAAAGCUCAAUGGGUACCCACUUCCAGCUCAGCUACCAGCCGAGCUUGUACCACCUUCGACCAGAAACUUCAACGAUUCUAUUGGCACUGUGAAGUCUCUACUUCAGCAGGAGUCUGCGUAUAGAAAGGAUUCUGGCGCCAACCUGCUUCCCCAGAAGACUGGCGUCAGCUACUUGAAGAACCACUCGUUCCGCGGCGACUCGAACCAACUUAGGAACAAUCGUAAAGAUGCGACCGUGUUCAAGAACAACGAUGACGAUGUUGGAUAUAAAUCAAGCGCUCGUAGACGCUUAGGCACUGGAUCACCACGCCCUGAAUCACCGUCUUCGACUACAAGCGAAGACCUUACCUUGGAUCAGCUGAAGAAGAAAAUCCGCGAGAAGCAAGUGGUUCUUGACGCCCUCGACUUCAAGGAUGAGAAUGCCGCCGAGGAGGAUGACGUUCUUGACAGACGUGAUCGCCGAGAAGCGGAUGAACUUUACAGGCGCAUCCGCCGUGUUCAAGAGGACAUUGACAGCCAUCCAGAUGCAGCACUCCGAAAUGUGGACUCAGGGGCUGAACGCCGCGCCCUGAAGCGUCAAUUACAGACCUUGACAGAUAGUCUGCCUGAUAUUGCAAGCCAAGUCCGCCGCACAGAGCGCACCAUCGCCGAAGCGAAGCUGGAGCUCUUCCGCCUUAAGGAUGCCAAGGCACACCCAAGCAGUGCAUCAAGCAUCGUUGGAACUGGGCCAGGUGGCAUCGUGACCGAAUCAGAUAGACUCAAGGCACGAGCUAAGGCCAUGAUGCAACAGCGUUCUGCGGCCCUUACCGGAAAGAAGAUCGAGACUGUUGACGAUGACCUCGCAGCUCCCAAACGCCUGGAAGAAGAGAACAUUAGAAUCAAGACAGAACGUGAGAACAACGAGAGAAUGGUCAAGGAUGUCGAGGAUAGCGUUCGUGAGUUUGCGCAAGGUCUUGAGGAUGGCUUGAAAGAAGGAUCUCAAAGUUCGUCGAGCGAGCAUGAGAAGCGCAGAUGGGAGGAUGGACUUGGUGUUGAGGACGAAGUCAAGGAUUUCAUCUUUGAUUUGCAGAGGUCGACUAGAAGUUCCAGGGUCCGCAAUGAAGAUCGUUCUACCAGCAGGGGCUCAGUGGAAGAUAGACGCGAUCGCGACACGUCUGCAUCCCGUUUCCGGGCCAGUGCAUCUCCAGUGCCGACAAAUUCCCGCCAGAGCACCUCCCCCGCACCUAGUGGUGGUGGUGGCUCGUACGCCUCUUACAAGACCCCUGAAGAAAGAGCUGCCUUCAUUAAGCAGCAGGCUGAGCAGCGCAUGGCUGAGCGCCUGGCUGCCCUGGGAAUCAAGGCUCCUUCCAAGUCUGGCGAGAGCGCUCAACAGAGGAUGGAGCGCGAGAAGAACGAACGGGCAGCCAAACUUCGCCAAGCAGAAGAGGAAGAUGCGAAGCGCGAGAAUGAAAGACAGUCGAGAAUUGCUCAGGAGGAGGGUCGUCCUGCACCAGCAGCUGCCUCUCCAGAGGUUGCUAAGAAGCCACCCCCACCUCCAACGAGGAAGGCUGCUAAGGGUGAUGUGGAAACUCCAAGAAAGGUUGAGGAGGAUAGAGUUCAUCAAGAACAUGAGGCUCAGCAGAUAGCAACUAAGGAAAUGGAGUAAGUCUCAUCGACGCUAAUAAUGGAAACAUACUGACUUGAUAGGGAUGAUGCACUGCGCCAGGAACGCGAGAUUGCCCAGGAGCGUGAGGCCACCGAGGCCCGCUUGAAAGCCCUCGAGGAGCAAGUCAAGGCUGGGAAGAUCAAGAAGGAAGAGGAGAGGCGCAGAAGGAAGGCUGCGCAAGUUGAGGCGAAGGAGAAGGAAGCAAAGCUUGCCGCCCAGCGUGCUGAGAUUGAAUCUGCUCGCCAACGAGAGAUUGAGCUUCAGCGUCAACUCGAGGCCAUUGAUGACGAGAGUUCGUCAGACGAGGAGGGUCCCCAGGACAUCACUUCCCAGGCAGCAACUCCUCCAAGAGCCGCCGAGAAGCAAGUAUCCCCGCCACCGCCAUCGCCUCCUAUUAUCACGGCAACCUCUCCCCCAGCAGCUGCGGCCAGCACCUCGAACAUCAGCUCCCCACAAGCAGGUACCGCCACCCGCAACCCCUUCUUCAAGAACUUGGGCCAGCCAACAGUUCCAGGAGCAGGCGUGCCUGUCACAUCGCCACUCGUCACAUCGCCUCCUGCACAGGACACUAACCCAUUCCACCGCCUUCCUCAGCAACAAGCUGCCGCCAAGGCUCCCGAGCCUGUCCAACCCAACCCAACUGGUGCAAGACCUUCCCGCGUCCGCCCAGAAGAAGAUGAGUGGUCCGUGGUCGGUUCAGACCGCGAGGACUCAUCCGACGAGGAAGAAGGGCCUGGUGCCGGAAACGCCCGCCAGCUGGCCUCGAUGCUGUUCGGGACCAUGGCACCACCCCGCCCCCUUUCUGCUGCUGACGAUACACACGCUUUCUCCCCGGUUAGCCCAGGCAUGACGUCGCCAACGGCCGAGUCUCCUGCCCCCAGUGGCGCUCCACCUCCGCCUCCACCACCGCCACCAAUGCCUGGCAUGGGCGCGCCACCAAG